Messenger RNA from Epithele typhae, 2400 nucleotides. RefSeq names its product ATP-dependent metallopeptidase Hfl. Lineage: Eukaryota; Fungi; Basidiomycota; Agaricomycetes; Polyporales; Epitheliaceae. The record is from RefSeq and is a predicted model, not a curated record. The transcript has 17 exons. Gene Ontology annotation, biological process: mitochondrion organization; protein quality control for misfolded or incompletely synthesized proteins. Gene Ontology annotation, cellular component: mitochondrial inner membrane. Bases 1 to 2400 code for a protein of 799 amino acids. Gene Ontology annotation, molecular function: ATP hydrolysis activity; ATP binding; ATP-dependent peptidase activity.
AUGGCGAUGAAGAUGAUCCCAUGCGCAAGGCUGGGUGCUUGUCGCACCUCGGCAUCGUCCUUGCGCGCCCCUCACCAUUCCCUCGUGCCGUUUCGCUCUCUUACCAGUCUUCCUCCGUCAUUAUGGGCUUCUCGCGCUUCCUCGUUUCCUCGUCAUCACCCUCUCGUUUCCACGCACCUCGGCAUUCGUCCGUUUUCUCUAGCAUCCUGGUGGCGCAAACCUACCGCGUCGCCGCCGCCUUCAGUGGUCGCGGACAUCGGGAAGCUCGAAGCCAGUGCGAACGCGCACCCGGAUGACGUCGACAAGCAAGUUGCUCUAUUCGAAGCCUUGGUCAAGACGGGAGUGGAGCCAGGUCUGAACACCAUCGUGGCACGCUGGGAACGGUUAUGCGAGUUUUUCCCCACGCACCCGGUCCUUCGUUCGGAUACCGCCUUCAAGCUCUAUUUGACCGCUCUGCGCGACCUCGGCCUCGAGCCCUCGAUCAGUGCUGCUGUCCGUAGGCGCGAGUCUUUGUUGGGGGUUACGGCGAGAAACGCGGACGCUCCUUCCUCCGCCGCCGCCGCCGCCGUCGCGUCUGCCGCAGUCCUCUCGCCCACCCCGGAGGCGACAGCUCAGGAACGGAUGGCUUCCAUGGUCUACAACUCGAACGGCUCUAGUACUUCUGCGUCACCAGCUUCUCAGUCUACGCCAGGAUUGGCCCCGAAUGCGGCCACCGUAAGUUCUAGUCUGCAGGCUGCUCAAGACGUGCUCGCAGGGAAGACCACUACUGUACGCUCAAUCAACACGGACAUUGACGCGCUGAAAGCUGCACUCAGAGGUCAAACUGGUACAGCGGCGAAUCCCAUCGUGGUCACUACGGUUGAAUCCCGGACAGCCUCAUGGACGAAAUUCGCUCGCUCGCUCGUGUUCUGGGCCUUCGCAGCGUUCAUCUUCUUCUCGAUGCUCUCCGUCUGGAUUGAGAACACGGGCCUAUUGAAGGCCGGUCCUCGGCAGGCGGAGUUCGAACCUAUCCAAGCGAAGACCUACAAGUUCAGCGACGUGCAUGGCGUUGACGAGGCCAAGGCUGAACUGCAAGAGAUUGUGGAAUUCCUCAAGGACCCCGAGGCUUUCGGAACGCUCGGCGGCAAGCUCCCCAAGGGUGUUUUGCUCACCGGUCCUCCAGGUACCGGUAAGACGAUGCUCGCCCGCGCAGUUGCCGGGGAAGCGGGUGUACCCUUCCUUUUCGCUUCAGGGUCUGAAUUCGACGAAAUGUUCGUUGGUGUUGGCGCGAAGCGCGUACGGGAUCUCUUUGCAUCGGCACGGAAGAAGCAGCCGGCCAUCAUCUUUAUUGACGAGCUGGACGCCAUCGGUGGCAAGCGGUCUAACCGCGAUCAGCACUAUCUGAAGCAGACGUUGAACCAGCUCCUUGUCGAGUUGGAUGGUUUCCUCCAGAACGAGGGUAUCAUAGUCAUAGCGGCAACCAAUUUCCCCGAGACUCUGGAUCCCGCGCUCGUCCGUCCUGGACGCUUUGAUAAGCACGUCGCGGUGCCGCUGCCGGAUGUCCGUGGACGCGUCCAAAUCCUACAACAUCACAUGAAGAACGUAACCACUGCUCCCGAGGUGGAUACGAUGAUUCUUGCGCGUGGUACGGUCGGCUUCUCUGGCGCUGAGCUGCAGAACUUGGUUAACCAAGCCGCUGUCAAAGCCGCGCGUGAGGGCGCUCAGUCGGUAGCGCUUCAGCACUUCGAAUGGGCAAAGGAUCGCAUCAUCAUGGGCGCAGAGCGUACAACGUCUUUCAUUAGCGACGAAGCCAAGAAGAUGACGGCUUAUCACGAGGGUGGUCACGCCCUCGUCGCGCUGUACACCGAAGGCGCAAUGCCUCUACACAAAGUCACUUGCGUGCCCCGUGGUCAUGCACUCGGUCUCACUGCUCAGUUGCCCAAGGACGACAGAUAUUCGGUGUCUUAUAAGGAGUACCUCGCCGUCAUUGAUGUCUGCAUGGGAGGGCGCGUCGCCGAAGAACUCAUAUACGGCCCCGAGAAUGUGUCUAGCGGCGCAUCUUCGGACAUCCAGAAGGCGACACGUACAGCUCGUGCCAUGGUCAAGAAUUGGGGCUACUCCCAGAAAAUUGGCCCGGUCUAUCUAAGUGACAGAGAAGACACGAUCAGUCCUAAGAAGAAAGACGAAAUCGAAGACGAGGUCCGGAGCCUACUGAUAGCGGGCGAGUCACGGGUGACCGCACUCCUCAAGUCCAAGGAGGAAGAGCUCCACCGGCUGGCGAAGGCGCUCGUGGAACACGAGACGCUGAACGCCGACGAGGUCGAGAAGGUCAUCAAGGGCGAGCCGAUCCGGGCCAUCGACGAGGUGAUCAAGGAGGAGCUUUCCAAGCUCGACAAGUCUGACGGUGCGGACGAGUCAUAG